GCUAUCUGGGAAAAUCGAGGAGAGGCUGAGGAAAUGGAGCAGCCAGGCUUGCUAUCAGGCCGAGGGGAGGGCAACUCUCCCCUCCCCAAGGUAAUGCUGCUCUGCUGAGAAAACCUGAAGUCACCCUCGGCAUGCCCCGAGCCUGGCCCUGGGAGGAGCCAGCCCUUUGUAGGCACAGGGCUGCUCCGAGUUAACACACCCUCUGCCUCCUUCCUUCCCCCCAUCCCUGCAGGCUCUGCUAAUGAGGGCCUGUCACGGGGCCCCAGGGCUGAGUCACCCACACCAGCAACAGGCCUCUUCCUUCCCCAGCAGUUGUUCCACACGCCUGCCUUUCAAUUAGCUCCCACCUCCCGGAGCUCCUCACCCCACACCCACGGGGGCUGGGGAGCCAGGCCUGCCCGCGAGGACGCAGGGCGUUGGGCUGUGGAGGAAGAGGCGGCAGCGUGGUGACACACAAAGCAGGGCUGCCCCAGAUGGUCCCCAGAGGAAUGUUACGCUCCCCGGUGCCCUGGGGCGUUGCCGCUGCCCCAAUCCCUGCCUGCGGAUGCUGCAAUUACCUCAGAGCAUGAGACCAGCCUUCCACCUGACUGAGUCAGCCGGAAGACAACAACACAUCUCCUCUGCCACACACUGGCACAAACAGCCAAGCCACUAAUCAGUCUGGGAGCCAGCGGCGGAGAGGCCGGCCCCCCGCAGGGCCAGGGAGAGGGCGAGGAGCCCGGCACUGGGCAAGAAGAGCCACCUCAGAUCGCGCCACAGCUGCCCUCGCUCCGGCUCCACGGAGUGGAGUGCUGUUUCUUCCUCCUGGGGUUUUUCCACUGCCCUAUCAAGUAACCAGGCCACUCCUGUCCCUCUGGGAGACUCCCGUCGCCAGGAACUCUCAGCUUUUUCGGCUCUCCUGGACACGCGGCCGAAGGUCCCUGCUGAGCAGAAACCCGGAGGCCUCUGCUUCUGCCAGCAAAGGCUGCCUCCCUGAUUCUCGCCGUUCACUGCUCCAGCGGGACCAGAUGGCCCCCAGCUGCCCUUGAACCGGGCUUCUGAGGUACCAGGCUUGUCUGCUGGCUCCCCGGGGCCCCAUGGAGACCUGGCAGAAAGGCUCCUUCUGCAGCACCUCCUUCUUCAAGGGGCUGAGCAUGCGGCGGCCGCGGAGACUCCGGCGACAGGGCAGCGUGCUCAGCCAGGCCAGCACGGCUGGAGGGGACCACGAGGAGUACAGCAACCGAGAGGUCGUCCGGGAGCUGCGAGGGAGGCCAGAUGGCCGGCGCCUGCCACUGUGGGGGGAUGAGCAGCCCCGGGCCACCCUGCUGGCCCCGCCCAAACCCCCGCGCCUCUACCGAGAAAGCUCCAGCUGCCCCAACAUCCUGGAGCCCCCAUCCACCUACACCGCAACCUACUCUGCCACCCUGCCCUCCGCGCUCUCCCUGGCGGACGCCCUCCACCAAUACUCCGAUGAGGACCCUUUGGACACGCCCCCCUUCCAGAGGACACCUGCUCCGGACCUCAGUGAUCCCUUCUUCUCCUUCAAAGUGGACCUGGGGAUUUCACUUCUUGAGGAAGUUCUACAGAUGCUGAGGGAGCAAUUUCCCAGUGAGCCCAGCUUCUGAAUGGGGGGAGGGUGGGCAGAGGUGGGUGAAAGAGCCAGAAGCCUGGGGACCCAGAGAAGGAGGGGACAGUCGUGGAUUAAGGUAGGGAUAGGAAUCCAGGUCCCUGCCUUCCCUCUGGGUCCUGAACAGUUCUCUGAGUCACCCCAGAGUGGAGGGACAGAGGUACAGAGGCAAGAUGGAAAUGUGAGGGGGGCACCUGCUGGCAGGAGCCCUGAAGGCAGCUAGCUAGGCUGGGAAAGGGAGGCCACGCCUGCAACCACAGGGACCAGGCAGAGGCCAGCAGAGAGGGAGGGUGGCAUAAGGGGUGAGUCCGGGAGUGGAGGACGCGCAGACUGGGCAUGACAGAUGGGUGCCCUGGGCCAGCUCCCUCUGAAGCCACUGUCAACAGAACGAGGUUACAGGACAGGUCUGGGCAAAAGUGGUCCAAUCCAGGCUGGAGAGGAAAGUGGGAGACCUAAGGGGAGAGGGAUGAAACAGGCGUGACCUUGUACAGUAUGGUAGCCACUAGCCGCACGUGGCUGUUUAAUUGAAAUUAAAUACAAUUAAAAAUUCAGCCCUCAGUCACACUAGCCAGGUUUCAGGUGCUCAACAGCCACAUACGACUAACGGCUACCACACUGGACAGAGUGAACGUUAACAUCACUGGAGAAAGUUCUACUGGGCAGCACAGGUCUAGACCAUGGCCUGGGGCCUGGUGGGGGGAAGGAGGAAGCAUAUGGGGCCUGCAAGGGAAGGGAGGGGCUGACAGAGUAGGAAGAAUGAGGCAGGUAGAGAUACACAGUGUAACUCUGGAAAACAAAUCAAACAAAUCACUAGCAGAAAAGGGGGCAUGAGAGACUCAAAGUGCCAGUACAGCUGCCCGUAGCACGAGCACUCCCUGGUGCCCAAGGAAGGAGGCUCUAGGGAAUGCCAGGCACAGACAGCUUGCGAAAGGGGGCUGUGCGGAAUUCCCAGAAUUACUAGUGACGGGAGCCCUUGGGAAAUGCAACAAAAAACAGUGGCAGGUUUCCCUCCUUCCUGCGCCCAUGAGAAUACGGGCCGGAGGACUGGAUCAGGGACAGACAUGAAGCUCAGAGCUGUUACAAUGAAGAGGCAAGCUGGUCUCCAGACUCCUCACCAGGACUGAGGAACUCUGCUUUGCUCAAAACCUCUGACGACGGGGCUACGGCCCCACCCUGAGGCCUUGGCCAGAAGACUUGGAGCCAGAGCCCAGUUGGCCGCAUGUGGUUCUGACACCCCAGGCCUUUCCAGGUGUGGCAGAGGGGGAAGGGAAGCCUGGACACACAGCGCCUCCACAACCGAAACCUGUGGCCUCCCCCUUCCCUCCUCUUGUGUGGCUGUGCUGAACUGAAAGCCCCCGUGGGAUGGUGAUAAAGAGAGCUCUUUGUAACACAGCCUAUGGAGUGUCGUCUGGGGCUGCGAAAUGCUGGGCCUUAACCGUGGGGAAACGGUCUCUAAAGAAGGGUCCCGAGUCAGGCUCAGACCAGGUCCUUUGCCUCCUCUGUCCAGGGUCUGGGACACACUCCAGAGAGCUCCCCAUCCUCACGGCCAGGUGAGGGGCGUGGUGGCGGGGUGCCUGAGGCAAUGGGAGUGGAGCCCUUGCUGACCCACGGAGGGGCAUUCUUCCCCACCGAGGGGCUGGAACACAUCAGCCUGAGGCUCUCACACAGACCCCUGGGCACUUCAGAGAAGGGAGAGAGAGCUCUUGUCCCACCGAAGUGGGGACAAGUGUGACCAGGGCUGUGUGUGUGUAUACGUGUGGGGCGGGGAGCGGAACAUAAGCCUUCGUGGAGCCGCGAGGACUAAGAGCCGGUGUUGGGCUUGUGUCAGCUCAAGUGCCUGCUUUACCACAAGUCGGGCACCAGGCAGCACCUCAGUGUCGGCAGGGUAGCCAGUGUUAUUUCUAAAGAGGAGAUAUUGCCUCUUGACAGUAGGUCCCCAUCUGGGACAGCCGUGGACGCACCUGUAAGGAAGCUGGGGAAAGAAGCAGCCACCCUCAUCACCGGCCCCUUCCCUGAAGCACCAGGUCAUCUCAGCGCCAAAUGCUUCACACUGCAACCAAGCGACCCGCAGGCCAGGACAACGCCUUUGGGUGAUGAUGAGAGAACCCAAAGGGGACCAGAAUAUGAUAAAUAAGGUCUAAGAGGUCUGUAUAGGGUGGGCCCCACUGGCACUCAGAGAGGAAAGGGGAUCAGCAAGGAAUCCCAGUCCUCCUGCUUGGAUUGGCAGACCUGCCAAUCUCUCCAUAUUCCUGAUGACUGGGAUUUGCGAGGAAAGGGCCCUGAGAAGAGCCCAAACAGGAAGAGGCGCCCUGAAGCCUGAGCAUGCCCGGCUGUGUGAGGCCUGGCUCCUUACCUGGGACAGUCCUGGGUGGUUAGGGCCCAUUGUGCUCUGGGGCCGUCCCUCCAACCAGGAAAUCUUCAGGGGGUUAUCGACUAGGCCCACUUCAUUCUGGACAGCCAGCUCCUGUCAAAUACAGCAUCCGGUCCUGGUCCCAUCACUCCAGUCGGCUGCAGAGAGGCUCUCUCUAACCCCACAGAGAGAACCAGAACCAGCGCUCUCAUCCUCCAAGCAAGGCACAGCAAACUUCACACGAUGGUAUGCUGAAGCUCUGACCUUCCCCGUGCGCCACGUGAGCUUUCUGACUGGGGAGUGGAGGAAGGGGAGAAGGCAGUGCCAGGGCUCCAACCUGGAGGUGUGCUGGCUUCCAGGGGAAGGUGGAGGGUGCAGAGCCAGGCAGCAGGAAAUGAAGCCGUCCCCGGAAUAUUCUCCUGUCCAUCCCUUCACUUGCUGUGCCUCUACUCCUGGGAGCUGGAGGGGCUCUGGGGAAUCCUGGCUCUGAGUUGGCCCAGAGAUCCCCCGGGAGUGUGGACACCUAAGCUCAGAGGGCCCACAGAACUGGAUUCCUCCCCUGGAAUGGCAGGGCUGUCGACGGCCCCCAAAGCCCCACGGAGCACUCACCGCAGCCUUGAUGGUUGCAAACUCCACCACGGCGGUGCCUGCCUUCUUACUGGACAGUACCAGGUUGAGCACCUCUCCGUACUGUGAGGAUAAGCGGGUCCCGGUAAGCAUGGCUCAGCCUUCAGGAUGGCCCAGCUCACACCAGAGACAAGCCUGGGCCACCCAGAGGCCACCAGGCCAUUUUUAGCUGGGGUAUAACCUCUCAUUGCUAGGUUCCCAGAAAGGGGGGAUCAGAGAUGGGAAAGAAAGGUUCCCUCGCCCCUCGGGAAUGCAGAGGACAGCAAAGGAGAGCUCGGCAGACAUGGGAAUUUAGACCAGCAGAGACGCACAGCUGUCUCAGCAACUGAAAGAGGUGAAGAGGAUGUGGCUUUGGUGCCAGACAACAGCCUGCUCUCGCCCCACACACGCAGCCAAGCCCUUUGCUUCUAAGGACAGCAAGGGAGGGGGCACACGGCAACAUGAGUGACUGGGGGGCCGUGGCCUGGGGAGAAGGUCUAUGACACAGAAAAAAAGGCAGGUAGAGAUGGGAAGGAAGGUUAGGCCUGGAGCUCCUGGGGUUUGGGCUGAGGUGGGGCCUGAGAUGAUGGGUUAGGGGGAAGUCAGCAGGGCAGACCUUUUGAAAAAGCCGCAGGAGGACAUCUCUGGAAUAGCCGCCUUGUGACUUGGCCUCCUUCUUGCUCUUCCACUUGAGCUGAAAAGACAGCAGUGGGCAUCACCAUUAAACACUGACUUCUCAGCAGAACCAGACCCUGCACCUGAGCUUUACAGUCUGAGCAGACACCUCCCCCCCUUCAAAGCACUGGUAAUCUAGGGAGCACCCCCCAAAAUGCAUUCCCCUUGAAAACAGACAGGCAGGUGGCCUGCUCACCCACAGCUACGCUUCCAGCCCUAUAAGAUGCUCUCCUUUGAGGGCCUCAGGGAGGGCUGCCCUGCAGCCUUCAGGGCUAAGAGCAGCCUUUCACGGCCAGCUCUGAGAGGCCAUCCUGAUGCCCAGGCAGUGGGAAGAUGGAAGGAUGGGAUGUGGGUAGUGGUGUGGCUCCCAGAGAUCCAGCAUCCCCACCAGAAGCACCUGUGCCCAUGGAAUCAUCUGUUCUGCUGAGAGGAGAUGGUGUGAGGUGGCCUGUAGAUCCGCAGGGCUCACCUUUAGCUUGGGGGUUCCUUUGCUUUCAGGAUUUUCUGCCAUUCCUAGAAAAUUUAGGAAAAUUAGCAAGGUAGAAUAUGAUGGAGUCAGAGGUUCUCUCUCCAAUGGAGACACAGGCCAGGGCCAAAGGACCUAGAAAAGAUCACUCCUGACCAAGGGCAGUAUUUGCCCCGCCCUGCUGUGGAGCCUGGUAGGGCAAGUAGAGGCAAUCCCACCCCAACCCUGAGGAGCUGUCACCUUGGGACAGCUGCCCAGCUGCCUGCUGAAGGCCAUGGUCAGCACUCUGCCAACGAAGGGCUAUGAACACCUACGGGGGGCAGAAGGUAGAGGUACAGACCACACAAUUCUACUGAAACAGAGUACCCCAGAGCCUUCCCCACCCCGCCCUGGUGAUCUGCUCCAAAACAGAUCCAGCUCUGCUUGGGACUAGGAUAAAUGGGGCCAGGAGAUCUCAGGUAGAGUGAAAAGCCAAUAGGCCUCAGAGAACUGGUAAGAAGAGACAGGUGGCAUGUGUCCAAGUGGGGUGCCCAGGGGGUUCCAGCAGGUGGAAGGUUCCAGAACAACUUCCCUGAGCAGCCAGUGUGGCCACUCUGGGCAUCAAGAGCUGCCUCAGAGGGGGAGGCAGGUUUGGGGGACGGACUCUCACCUCUCAACCUCUGUUCCCGUUCCUGGCGUAUCUGCUCCUGGAUCACCCUCUGCUGCUCCUCCAGCUGCCGGGAACCCUCUUCUCGCAGGCGUCUGAUCUGCAGAGUGGGAGUUGGGGAGGGUGACAGUUCUGUGCAGAUCCAAUUCCAGGUUGGCUCACCUUGCAAAGGUCCCUGGGACAUUCCACCUGCAAGCUAGGCUCAGCAACCUGCAGGUGGGACAGGUUACCCAGAUCCCACAGAAGAAAGUGGAAAUGGCAUGUCCUCUCCAGUCACGGCAACCCCUUUGCUCCACCAGCCUCCUCCCCCUGCAGAUGGCCGCAGUGCCUGGACGCUCACCUCUUGCUCUAGUGUCCCGGUGCUCCGGCUCUCUUCCUCCUCCUCCUCGUCGCUGCCGUGGGCCUGGGCCUGCCGCUCCCGGGCCUCCAGGUCUACGAACAAGGGUUGAAUGACCCAAUGUCUGGUCUAAGCAGUUUCUACAUGGCCCCAGCCUACCAGGCUCUGGCUGCUUCCCCAAAGUCUCACACAGCAUGAACCUAUACAGUAACUCUGGCCCCUCCCUGAAUGCCCAUGUGCUCCCAAAUUAAUUUCCAUCGAGAAAAGUCCUAACAAGGAAGAGAAUAGGAUCCAGCUGAGUGGCCGGGGUCUGGAAAAGUUAAAGCAGCUCACGCUGACCAAGCUGGUUCUCCAAACAGUGAACAAGGUGUGGGUGGGUGCUUAUGUCAGUAGCCCAGGGCCACGGGUCAGGGCUGCCAGUGGGUGGAGCUCCUGGCCUCUGUUCCUGUGGUUUGGCACCACAGCCUGACCUGCGACCUUGCCAUGGCUUUGAUGCUCUUCCCACCACUGAGCUCAAGUUCCCACAGAAUCUUCUUUUUUUUUUUUUUUGGCUGCGUUGGGUCUUCGUUGCUGCGCGCAGGCUUUCUCUAGUUGUGGUGAGCGGGGGCUACUCUUCGUUGCAGUGCGCAGGCUUCUCAUUGCGGUGGCUUCUCUUGUUGCGGAGCACGGGCUCUAGGCAUGUGGGCUUCAGUAGUUGCAGCACGUGGGCUCUAGAGCACAGGCUCAGUAGUUGUGACGCACGGGCUUUGCUGCUCCGCAGCAUGUAGGAUCUUCCUGGACUAGGGAUUGAACCCAUGUCCCCUGCAUUGGCAGACGGAUUCUUAACCACUGCGCCACCAGGGAAGUCUCCCGACAGAAUCUUCUACCUCCCCCCUCAACUCACAUUUACCAAGCCUCACUGUGGACCCAGCUACAACGGCUCCUACAGGAACAUCAGCCUCCAUGCAAGGACAUCACCCCAGGUCCUGGAGCCUUCCCACCUUCCAAGAGAAACCUGAUUGUGGCCCUGUCCCAGGCCAGCUGCUGUGACAAAUGCUUCUUUCAGGUCUGGGACUCGCCGCUUUGUUUUCUGUUCACUUUACUUACCUAAACUCUUCAGGUUUGUUUGUUUUUGAUGGAUGUACUGGGACGGUAUGUGUACAUAAUAAAUAUAUGGAUGUGAAGCAGGCAAGAGGAAGGGGAGGAAAAUCGAGUAAAGAAUGCUUGGACCAGUCUUAUGGGGGUGAUGAAAAUGUUCUAAAAUUGAUUUAGAGUCAUAGAUGCACCAUUUGGUAAAUUUACUAAAAAUCACUGAACUGUUCACUUGAAAUGGGUGGAUGAUAUGAUAUACGAAAUAUAUGUCAAU
Molecule: messenger RNA, 8031 nt
Organism: Balaenoptera acutorostrata (minke whale)
Lineage: Eukaryota; Metazoa; Chordata; Mammalia; Artiodactyla; Balaenopteridae
Gene: C3H15orf62
Product: chromosome 3 C15orf62 homolog
Exons: 1
Coding region: 1077-1604 (175 amino acids)
Source: RefSeq, a predicted model, not a curated record